UCGUCCUCCAGAUUCUCCACACACCUACUCCCAACAGCAUCCAUCAGACAUCGGAGCGUAUCAUUAAAGUCUGGCAACAAUAUCCCACCCCAGGUUCCACUUCUGCAAAUGCGCAUUUACGCCUUUUAUUUCUCAGUCCCCUCCUCUCUUCAUUGCAAAAUAUACGCUUAAUCUUUUGCUUUUAUCUCCAAAUCUCUCCCUCCCCUCCUCUCUCCCUCUCCCUCAAAAACUUACUAUAAGGGCAAAAGCUGAGUCGUUCCCUCCACGGGCUUACUGAACAUGCAUGCAUUUGGAAACCCAGAAGAGGAAAUGCAGUAUUUUCAAAGUUACCAUGAGUUUGGAAGCUGUUCCAACCAAAACAAUGGCCUUGAUGAAGGACCCCAAUCACAGGAUGCUAUGAACGAUGGGAAUUCAAACUUGGAAACAGAAGCAAGAGCAAUGGAAGCCCGGGAUAAACACAGAGUCGCGGAGAGAGAUCGCAGAAAGCGAACCAAUUGCCACUACUCCACUCUUCGCAAUCUUCUUCCCAACGCAACCAAACUCCCCAAGGCGUCGGUGCUUGCGAGGGUCAUCCGGCGCGUGACGGAACUGAGGGAGGCUGCAGCGGAGCUGUGGACGCGUGACGACGGCGAUGGCACGGAGGAGUUUCUGUUUCCGGGUGAGACGAACGAGUUAAGGCUGGGGCGCUGUGAAGGUGAAGGGGAAGGUGAGGUUGAGGGUGAGGGUGGAGUGGUGAAGGCGAUGUUGAACUGUGAAGAUAGGGUGGAGCUUCUGUCGGAGGUGUCAACGGCGGUGAGGUCCGUCGGAGGGAGGGUGGUGAGAGCUGAGAUGGUGACGGUGGGUGGGUGGACCAAGUGCCUUUUGUGGGUCCAUGGGCUUGGACAAGAUGGGCUUGAAGCCCUGCGUAGAGCCCUGAAGGUGGUGGUGGACAGGCCCAGUUUCUUCUGUGGGUCGGGCCGCGGUUUCCGAGGGAACAAGCGGAUCCGGUUCUCUCAAUGAUUCGGUGAUGGAAUGGGUCUGAGGGGGUGAAUGGGUUUAUUGUUGCUUUGACAUUUUACAUCACCAAACAGAAAGUUCCAAUUGAGAUACAAAAGAAUGUUUCACUUCUAAAUUUUCAAAUUCCAUGAAAUUUUGUUUAUUGUCCAUCCAGCAAU
This is a messenger RNA of Vitis riparia (riverbank grape), 1154 nucleotides long. Its product is annotated as transcription factor bHLH131. Gene Ontology annotation, biological process: regulation of DNA-templated transcription. Gene Ontology annotation, molecular function: DNA-binding transcription factor activity; protein dimerization activity. The transcript is spliced from 3 exons. The coding region runs from base 280 to 999 and encodes 239 amino acids. NCBI's taxonomy places the organism in Eukaryota, Viridiplantae, Streptophyta, Magnoliopsida, Vitales, Vitaceae. The record is from RefSeq and is a predicted model, not a curated record.